UGGUGCGUCCCAAGCGGCCCAGUGAUUCAUUUUGUGCGGCACACGGGACUUUUUUGUAGAAAAUGGCCAAAGUGGACAUGCUGCGUCUGCUCAUCAACCAGCGCAUGGCCGAGGUGGCGGAGGAGAUCCUGGCCGUGUUCGGCAGCACCAUCGCCGAGUUGGAGCGGGAGCUGUGCUGCUCCAGGCGGGAGAUCCAGCGGCAGCGGCGGCUUCUGCAAGUCUCCUUCAGCGCAGCGCCCAGCGAGCCACAUGAUUGGACGGCCGGUCUGAACCUGGAAGUUCAUGUCCCGCCGACCGUCAAAGAGGAGGAGCCCCAGCAGGAAGACACUCCUCCGGGUUCCGAGCCCGAAGUCGCCGUGUUCCUGAGUGGCGACUUAGAGGAGUGGCCUGACGACGUCUGCGGUGCGUCGCCGCUCUCCGACCGCCACAACGCGGAGGACUCCGACUCAGACCCCCAGCCGGGGACAUCGAUGCAGGCCGCCCGCGCACGUGCCGGUCCACGCGGGCGGCGAAAACCUCGGUCCAAGGCCGUGCGGGACCACAGCAUGAAGGACAAAGCUGACAAGUCGUACACGUGCGGCAUCUGCGGCAAGAGACUGACCCGCUUCGACGGCUACCAGAAACACCUGCGCGUGCACACGGGGGAAAAACCGUACGGCUGUGAUGAUUGCGGGCGGCGCUUCAGCGACAACUCCAACUACAAGCGACACAUUCGGAGACACAAAAGUCAGACGCCUCAAGACGGCGUCCUCACACACCUGCGCUACAACAAGUGACCACUAGAUGGGGCUGGGUCCUCAUCGUGCUACCUCAGUGACCGCCCACCUCAGACCGCACCCGGUCCGGACGCCAGGAACCCCAAAUCUGCCUCCGCACCAAAAUAUUCAGAUGCGUGCAACCUUCCCGCAAUUUGGGGUGGAACCCCGCCUCACGUCACGCCCCCCACUUGACCUAAUAAGUUAACGUCGCUCAGGAACCGCUAACGGAAACUGUCGGAAUCAUGGUGUGCUGGGACUGCACGAUUCAGAGACAAGACCUAACUACCACUUUUCUCUCCAGCAUUGCGAUUCCAUUUGGGGUUUUUGUAUAUUUUUUACAUAGAAGUCAAGUAGUCGCCAUCCAGUGGACAACAUGAGUAACUCAGUUUGUUUACUUGAAAAUAUGUGCACAGCAUUAACUUUUAUGACCCAAUCUAAACAACCUUCCCUAGUCAUGGCGCAGGGAAGAAAAUGAACUAAUCUGGUCACACAACCUGCCCACUGAACUUUGUGUAUUAUUGAGAGAAAAAAACAUAACAUGAGUAACUCAGUUUAAAGUGUGUUUACUUGAAAAUGUGUGCACAGCAUUAACUUAUAUGACCCAAUCCAAACAACAUUCCUUAGUCAUGGUGCAGGAAAGAAAAAUCAAUUAAUCUGGUCACACAACCUGCCCACUGAACUUUGUGGAUUAUAAAAAUGUGACAACAUGAGUAACUUAGUUUGAAGUAUGUUUUCUUGAAAAUGUGUGCACAGCAUUUACCUAUAUGACCCAAUCCAAACACCCUUCCCUAGUCAUGGCGCAGGAAAGAAAAAUCAACUAAUCUGGUCACACAAAACACAACCUGCCCACUGAACUUUGUGUAUUAUUGAGAGAAAAAACAUAACAUGAGUAACUCAGUUUAAAGUGUGUUUACUUGAAAAUGUGUGCACAGCAUUAACUUAUAUGACCCAAUCCAAACAACCUUCCUUAGUCAUGGUGCAGGAAAGAAAAAUCAACUAAUCUGGUCACACAAAACACAACCUGCCCACUGAACUUUGUGUAUUAUUGAGAGAAAAAACAUAACAUGAGUAACUCAGUUUAAAGUGUGUUUACUUGAAAAUGUGUGCACAGCAUUUACUUGUAUGACCCAAUCCAAACAACCUUCCCUAGUCAUGGCGCGGGGGGAAAAAUCUACUAAUCUGGUCAUACAACCUGCCCACUGAAUUUUGUGGAAUAUAAAAAAACAUAACAUGAGUAACUCAGUUUGAAGUAUGUUUUCUUGAAAAUGUGUGCACAGCAUUUACCCAUAUGACCCAAUCCAAACAACCUUCCCUAGUCAUGGCGCAGGGAAGAAAAUGAACUAAUCUGGUCACACAAAACACAACCUGCCCACUGAACUUUGUGUAUUAUUGAGAGAAAAAAACAUAACAUGAGUAACUCAGUUUAAAGUGUGUUUACUUGAAAAUGUGUGCACAGCAUUAACUUAUAUGACCCAAUCCAAACAACCUUCCUUAGUCAUGGUGCAGGAAAGAAAAAUCAAUUAAUCUGGUCACACAACCUGCCCACUGAACUUUGUGGAUUAUAAAAAACGUGACACCAUGAGUAACUUAGUUUGAAGUAUGUUUUCUUGAAAAUGUGUGCACAGCAUUUACCUGUAUGACCCAAUCCAAACAACCUACCCUAGUCAUGGUGCAGGAAAGAAAAAUCAAUUAAUCUGGUCACACAACCUGCCCACUGAACUUUGUGGAUUAUAAAAAACGUGACACCAUGAGUAACUUAGUUUGAAGUAUGUUUACUUGAAAAUAUGUGCACAGCAUUAACUUAUAUGACCCAAUCUAAACAACCUUCCCUAGUCAUGGCGCAGGGAAGAAAAUGAACUAAUCUGGUCACACAAAACACAACCUGCCCACUGAACUUUGUGUAUUAUUGAGAGAAAAAACAUAACAUGAGUAACUCAGUUUAAAGUGUGUUUACUUGAAAAUGUGUGCACAGCAUUAACUUAUACGACCCAAUCCAAACAACCUUCCUUAGUCAUGGUGCAGGAAAGAAAAAUCAAUUAAUCUGGUCACACAACCUGCCCACUGAACUUUGUGUAUUAUUGAGAGAAAAAACAUAACAUGAGUAACUCAGUUUAAAGUGUGUUUACUUGAAAAUGUGUGCACAGCAUUAACUUAUAUGACCCAAUCCAAACAACCUUCCUUAGUCAUGGUGCAGGAAAGAAAAAUCAAUUAAUCUGGUCACACAAAACACAACCUGCCCACUGAACUUUGUGGAUUAUUGAGAGAAAAAACAUAACAUGAGUAACUCAGUUUAAAGUGUGUUUACUUGAAAAUAUGUGCACAGCAUUAACUUAUAUGACCCAAUCUAAACAACCUUCCCGAGUCAUGGCGCAGGGAAGAAAAUGAACUAAUCUGGUCACACAAAACACAACCUGCCCACUGAACUUUGUGUAUUAUUGAGAGAGAAAAACAUAACAUGAGUAACUCAGUUUAAAGUGUGUUUACUUGAAAAUGUGUGCACAGCAUUAACUUAUACGACCCAAUCCAAACAACCUUCCUUAGUCAUGGUGCAGGAAAGAAAUAUCAAUUAAUCUGGUCACACAACCUGCCCACUGAACUUUGUGGAUUAUUGAGAGAAAAAACAUAACAUGAGUAACUCAGUUUAAAGUGUGUUUACUUGAAAAUAUGUGCACAGCAUUAACUUUUAUGACCCAAUCUAGAAAACCUUCCCUAGUCAUGGCGCAGGGAAGAAAAUGAACUAAUCUGGUCACACAAAACACAACCUGCCCACUGAACUUUGUGUAUUAUUGAGAGAAAAAACAUAACGUGAGUAACUCAGUUUAAAGUGUGUUUACUUGAAAAUGUGUGCACAGCAUUAACUUAUAUGACCCAAUCCAAACAACCUUCCCUAGUCAUGGCGCAGGGAAGAAAAUGAA
Entelurus aequoreus (snake pipefish) is the source of this 3673-nucleotide messenger RNA. Its product is annotated as zinc finger and BTB domain-containing protein 17-like. The record is from RefSeq and is a predicted model, not a curated record. Lineage: Eukaryota; Metazoa; Chordata; Actinopteri; Syngnathiformes; Syngnathidae. The transcript is spliced from 2 exons. Gene Ontology annotation, cellular component: nucleus. The coding region runs from base 63 to 776 and encodes 237 amino acids.